Messenger RNA from Prunus armeniaca (apricot), 276 nucleotides. The record is from the annotation of a GenBank genome assembly. NCBI's taxonomy places the organism in Eukaryota, Viridiplantae, Streptophyta, Magnoliopsida, Rosales, Rosaceae.
AUGGUUGUGGGUAGUGAUGUUGGGAUGAUCCACGAUGGCACCGUCAUGGUAGUGAGCAUCAAAUCAGGCCGUGAGACCGUGCAGUUGGCGGCUGCUAGAAUCGACAACAAAGCUGUGAGGCUGCAAAGUCGUGGCAGCCACGAGACUAUAAGGUUGCAAGGGUGCUCUAGCCAUAUGUCCAUGCGGUUCAGCUAUACGCUCAAUAGUGGGACCUGGUGCUGCGGUUGUGGGGCCGUGUGGUGGAAAGGUGCUCACAACCAUGGAGCGGUGAGGUGA